AUGGCUGCUGCAGUUCCGUUCUUGCGGGGUGGAAACCUCAACUUAGUUGUGCAGGCCGCUCCGAGCUACUGGACAGGGUACACGUCGAACGCCAUGCCCGGGUGGGCAGCCCUAAACAGCGACACGAGAAGAUUUGCCGUGGCCUUCCUCUUCAACUCGCUAAAGGCUCGGCACCUGGGCGCCCGGAAGCCGGCGUGGAUGGAUAGCACAGAGAGGAUUCGGCUAAUAAGUUAUCUAGAAGCAAUUCUAGAACCGACGUGUCCGCUCAUCAUCGGCUCGUGUCCUGCGGCAGCUCCUGGCGCGGCGAUCGCGCUCCCUGCUGCGACGGAGGUUGACCCAGCUGCUCCGGCUGGCACUCCCUUUCAGGACCAGCUGGUGAUGACAUACCGGGCUGGCGGUGCCGCUGCUACUUGGGCGGGGGAUGUGACCACAGUUACGUUGCCACAGGCGCUAGCUGCGCAAGCGGAGCAUUACAUGAGCGCUCAAUUUACGUUCGUCCUUGCGCUUGCUAAGAAGGGCGACAGGACACGCCAGUUCAGCGCGAAGGCAACCAGAGGUCUCCAGCUCGAAUUAGGACUCUCCAACCUGGAAAUCUACAGCGAUGAGGUCGCCUGGAUUGCUACUCGAGUCAUUAACUCCGCGAGUCUUCCGACCGAAGCCGCGUGGGCUAAUCUGCAGCAUCCCAACUUUGACUGGGUCGCCGUGGACCGUGCGUUCCCGGGAGAGCUGCAACAUGCUCAGACUACGCACACGGUGCUAGCAACAGAGCCCUAUCGGGUGUUCCAUCACCCAAAUCCGGCCGGACCGUGGCAGCCGACUGCGUUUCAGAACGCAAGCCAUGUAGCAUUCCUCCUGCUGCAAGCGUGUGGCGACGUGUCCCUUGCUUCUUCCGCCGGGUUCAGGAACCACAACCUACUGGGGCUCGCCACUUGGCAGGGUCAUUGUGCUGCAUACGCGACGGCAAAUGCUAACGCCAGGCUAGGAGCAGUCGAUGUGACUGCCACAGCUGCCCACCCAGUAGCAGGCGUCAUUUUGUAA
Helobdella robusta is the source of this 1038-nucleotide messenger RNA. RefSeq lists its product as hypothetical. The record is from RefSeq and is a predicted model, not a curated record. Bases 1 to 1038 code for a protein of 345 amino acids. The transcript has 2 exons. NCBI's taxonomy places the organism in Eukaryota, Metazoa, Annelida, Clitellata, Rhynchobdellida, Glossiphoniidae.